This is a messenger RNA of Perca flavescens (yellow perch), 3005 nucleotides long. RefSeq names its product hyperpolarization activated cyclic nucleotide-gated potassium channel 5 (gene hcn5). The transcript is spliced from 14 exons. Gene Ontology annotation, cellular component: axon; membrane; HCN channel complex. Gene Ontology annotation, biological process: potassium ion transmembrane transport; sodium ion transmembrane transport; regulation of membrane depolarization. Gene Ontology annotation, molecular function: voltage-gated potassium channel activity. The record is from RefSeq and is a predicted model, not a curated record. Bases 1005 to 2561 code for a protein of 518 amino acids. Lineage: Eukaryota; Metazoa; Chordata; Actinopteri; Perciformes; Percidae.
UGCAACGUUAGCUUAGAUGACAGCAUCAACUCAGUCAGCACAUUCACCAUGCAGCACACAACAGGAGUGCUUUCAUUUUUAAAUACCCAAGUCUUCAUGUGAAAGUAGGGGGGAACAAACCUAAACAGAACCACCAUGUGUUGUGCUCAUUGUUGUGCUUGACAAGCUAGCUUUGGCUUGAUUAGCUUUAGCUAACAGUUUGGUUUGGAGACAUUGCAUAACACUCACGCAAGCUAACAAAGUUAGCUAACAGUUAGCUAGUUCGUUAACGUUACCUGUGUCACGGCGGAUAAAUGACACGGAAACAGAAAACGUAGCGUACCACUUAAAACACCUGGUGGACUAAUGCAGCGGUUAAUCUAUGUCAUGUAACUUACUUGUACGAAGGCCGACGGUACGCGAUAUCUCACAGCUUCACCUUCAGAAAGGAGGUAACUAGCAUGAACUCUCGUGUUCGCUUUUGAUACUAAUAAAACUCGCGUGAAUACCAAGAGUUAACAGAGGCUUCUGGGAAAUAUAGUUUUUUGUAACAACGGCGGGAAGCGAAUGACACUAGCAGCGAGAGACCAUAACUAACCUCUGCAAGACACCAACUAACACAUUUGUUCAACAAAUAGAGAGACCAGAGCAUCUAUGAAUGGACAUGACAUCAUCAUCAUCAUCAUCAUGGUCUUCAUCGGCCACGGCAGCUCAUGAUGAAAAAAAUAAAAUAAAGGCAUCUCUCAUGAUGGAGCAGGCAGUGCCUCCUGAAGGAGGCAGGCACUGCUACGACUUUGGAGCACAGUGAUAUCGUCCGCUUGUACAACUUUUCCACUGGAUGUUACACAGAAAUCUGCCCCCUGAAGGAGGAGAGGUGUAGGGCCACAGUACAAGUCCCUAUCGUCUGUCAUCUCCUCUUCAUGUGUGCACAAAGCAGCGUCUAGGAAAGAAGUCAGCAGCAGCAGCAGCAGCAGAGGGAAGAUGGCCUGUGUGUUCGGCUGAUCGGAGGGGACCAAAGACUGGGCAUGGAGAAUCUAAAAGGUCCCGUCGCGGGAUCCACCUCAGCCACCUGUGGAUGGAGAGCCAUGCUUCUUCCACAGCUGAACAGGCAGUCCCUGUACGUGUACGGCAGCGAGAUGGCCGUGGAGCAGGAGUGCAUCCGGCAGCUGCAGAGCGGAGUCUUUGUCAUCCACCCGUUCAGCCUCAUGAGGAGUUACUACAUCAUGUGUAUGAUGGCCAUCACAUUUCUGAACCUAAUAGGGAUUCCCAUGGAGAUUGCGUUUCUGGACGGACACAGUGGGCUGGCAUGGGAAGGAUUUAACGUGUUUUCAGACACGCUGUUCCUGAUAGAUGUGGCCCUAAAUUUUCGUAUGGGCAUCAUAGCAGAGGACGGCGAGGAAGCUAUUCUGGAUAUCAAGCGGAUUCGAGUCAGUUACCUGAGGACAUGGUUCAUACCGGACGUUAUAGCUGCUUUCCCAAUCGGCUACAUACUGCUGUUUGCGGACUUACAAUACCAAAACAAUGACAACCCGUCUAAAACCAACAAGAUGAUGAGAAUACUGAUGUUCGUGCGGAUCCUCAGCUUGAUCCGGCUGGCUCGAGUGUCCAGACUGGUCAGGUUCUUCAACGAAGUGGAGAAAGUGUCUAAUGCCAACUUGGAGGUGGUCCGCCUCUUCUUCCGCAUCUUGUCUCUGUUCAUGAUGAUUUUCCUGCUCUGUCACUGGAACGGCUGCAUCCAGUAUUUUGUCCCCAUGCUGGAGGAGUUUCCCACCGACUGCUGGGUCCGGAAAGAAAACCUGAUGAAUGCCACAGUGAUCGUGAAGUACUCUUGGGGAGUUUUCCGAGCGCUCUCCCAGAUGAUCGCUCUCUCUUAUGGCUCCAUGGAUGCACCAACAAAUUACGUUGAAAUGUGGAUCGUCAUGGUCAGCAUGGUGUCCGGCUGUCUGAUGUACACCGUCCUCGUGGCAAACGCUACAACCAUGAUCGCCAACAUCGACCCAGCAGCCAAGGAGUACAAGAGCAAGAUGAGCCGUUUGGAGCACUACAUGGGCUUUAUGAAGCUCCCACCAGAGCUGCAGCUUCGUAUCACCAACUACUACCAGGCUCGCUACGGAGGGAAGUGGUUUCAGGAGAAGGACGUCAUGCACACAGUGUCCUCAGCGCUCAAAGAGCAAAUCCUGAUGGUGAUGUGCAGCCGGCUACUAAGAAAAGUGCCAAUGUUUCAGACCAGAGACGAAAACUUUAUCAACGCCGUCCUCCUCAAACUGGACUACGAGGUUUUCCUGGAGGGAGACGCCAUCGUGCGACAGAACGUCCCAGGCGACCGCAUGUUCUUCAUCGACCACGGCCAGGUCGUCAUGGAGACCGAUUCCUAUGAGAGGGAACUGUGUGAUGGAGACUUUUUUGGAGAGACAUGUGUGCUGACCAAAGGCAAACAUCUGGCCACAGUGAAGGCGCUGACCGACUGCCAGUGCUUCUCUCUCUCCUGGGACGACUUUCAGGAGGUGCUGGAGGGCUUCCCAGAUGUCAAGAAGGACUUAGAAAAAGUGGUUCAAGUCAACGCUGAUGAUGCACUCGUGUAAGACCAAAAACUAGACUUUUAUUUUAUUUUUUUUACUGUAUGAAAAGGACAGGGGAUAUGGAUACUUCCAGGACAUUUUAUGUGAUUAUGUGAUGGACAGUACUGUACGACUGUUGCUGAUUCCUCAUGUGGACACCAGUUGGACACUUCUUUGCGGAUGAGAUGGACAGUAUUAGAGCAUUUUAUUCUGACAGGUAAUUAUACAGUCUCCUGAUCCAUCAGUUAUCAGCAAUAAUCAAAGACCUCAACAGUAAAAACGGGUCAAACGUUUGAUCUCUGCUUCCUUGUUGAUGCUGCAAUUUAGCAUUGAAGUCAAUGCAUACCUUAGUAAAAAAACAAGAAAGAUCUGUCUUAAAGGGGAAUUCUGGUUUCAUAUAACUUGGGCUUUACUUUCCUAGUUUUGGCCAUCAUUCCUAUAAAUAAAAACAAAAGACUGGGCAAGAAA